CUUCCAACAAGUCCAUAUAACAGUUCAGCAAGCCAACGAACACAUCCAGACAAUCCAGCAAGCAAGCCUCCUCACAGCCGGUGGCUCGUCUAUAAUCUUCCUCUCCGUACAUACCUCUUCCCGCCACGAUGCAGUCCCCCAACGCGCCGGAGCACCCGGCGCACAUCGUCCGCAUCCCACACUUCCUCUUCAUCAUGCGGCUGGUGCAAAUUUUCCUGAGCGUGGUGAUCCUGGCGCUGAUGGCCUUCGCCAUAACCCAACUGACCAACGUCUUCGGCACCUUCGGCUACAACAUCUUCUGCUGCAUCUACAACUUCAUCGGUGUCGGCUACCUCCUCGUCAGCGUGGCCCGUGCCCCGCGGAUAUGGAACUGUUGGGCCGCCCUGGUCAUCGAUAUCUUCGGCGUGAUAUUCUGGAUCUCCGCGUGGGGUUCCCUCGCCGGCUGGGCUGCCCUCGGGAAUAUCGCCUACGAUUCCAGUGCGCUGGAUCUGUGCCGCCACUAUUCGAAGACCGACCAGAGGAAGUGUAAUGGACGCAAGGGAGCGUGGCAGGCGAGCGCGGCGACGGCUGGAUUGGGCGCGAUUGUUUGGGUUCUCUUUGUGGUCCACUUGAUCGUCUACUCCAUCCAUCUCCACCGCCACCGCACCGCGCCUGAGACUAAGCAUCUGCCUUCUUCCGGCCGUGCGCUGACCGAGGAGGAGAAGGGCGCCGAGAUGAAUGUGGUUUCGCCCCAAGGGGUUUACUCCGCCUAGUUUAAUGAUGAUACUGGAGGAUGGUGCUGUGAGGAGGGCGGCAGCGGUGGUGGUGGUUAUGUUACCAAAUGUCUUUUGUUUUCAACUUUUUCUUUGUGACAUACUCGGAAUAAUCCGAUGGCGGGUAGGUUAUUUGGAAGGGCGUGGCA
Molecule: messenger RNA, 901 nt
Organism: Tricharina praecox
Lineage: Eukaryota; Fungi; Ascomycota; Pezizomycetes; Pezizales; Pyronemataceae
Exons: 2
Coding region: 129-752 (207 amino acids)
Cellular component (GO): membrane
Source: RefSeq, a predicted model, not a curated record